Rotaria sp. Silwood1 is the source of this 240-nucleotide messenger RNA. NCBI's taxonomy places the organism in Eukaryota, Metazoa, Rotifera, Eurotatoria, Philodinida, Philodinidae. The record is from the annotation of a GenBank genome assembly.
AUGUAUCUUAUUACUUAUAAUUGUUAUUGUUGUAGUACUGAUUGUGGUUCUAGUAGUGACUUCCAUAGUGGUUCUAAUAGUGGUUUCCAUAGUGGUUCCCAUAGUGGUUCUAAUAGUGGUUCCCAUAGUGGUUCCAAUUGUGGUUCCCAUAGUGGUUCUAAUAGUGGUUCCCAUAGUGGUUCUAUUAGUGGUUUUCAUUGUUGUUUUCUCUGUAGAUUUCUCUUUGGAAAAUAUAUGUAA